CGGUCAGCUGACUGCUCGGGUUGGCACGUGACUUGUUGUGGGCGCAGGGGUCGAGGAAGCCGAGAGGCCGGAGCUUAGGUCCCGGAGGGAUGGAGCGCUGAGCGGUUAACGUCUGUCAGGCUUCCUGCCUCCGCACCUGCCGCCGCCGCCGCCGCCUCCUCCUGAGACACCUUCCCGGCUUCUCUUUGAUUACCAAAGAGGGAACAAACAUGAGUGAGUUCUGGCUCAUAUCCGCUCCUGGGGAGAAAACCUGUCAGCAAACAUGGGAGAAACUCCAUGCAGCAACCUCCAAGAACAAUAACCUUGCAGUCUCUUCCAAGUUCAACAUCCCUGACUUGAAGGUUGGCACAUUGGAUGUCUUGGUUGGCUUGUCCGAUGAACUGGCUAAACUGGAUGCGUUUGUGGAAGGCGUGGUCAAGAAAGUGGCUCAGUACAUGGCUGAUGUGCUGGAGGACAGCAAAGAUAAAGUUCAGGAGAACUUGCUGGCCAGUGGAGUUGACUUGGUUACUUACAUAACAAGGUUCCAGUGGGAUAUGGCCAAAUAUCCAAUCAAGCAAUCUCUGAAAAAUAUUUCUGAAAUAAUUGCCAAGGGAGUCACUCAGAUCGAUAAUGACCUGAAGUCUCGAGCGUCUGCGUACAAUAACCUGAAAGGGAAUCUUCAGAAUCUGGAGCGAAAGAAUGCGGGAAGUUUGCUAACUCGGAGCUUGGCGGAAAUCGUGAAGAAAGAUGACUUUGUUCUUGAUUCGGAGUAUCUCGUCACGUUACUGGUGGUAGUUCCCAAGUUGAACCACAAUGACUGGAUUAAGCAGUAUGAAACGCUGGCAGAAAUGGUAGUUCCAAGGUCAAGCAAUGUUCUUUCAGAGGACCAAGACAGUUAUCUUUGUAACGUCACCUUGUUUAGAAAAGCAGUUGAUGAUUUCAGACACAAAGCCAGAGAAAAAAAGUUCAUAGUUCGUGACUUCCAAUAUAAUGAGGAGGAGAUGAAAGCAGAUAAAGAAGAAAUGAACAGGCUUUCCACUGACAAGAAGAAGCAGUUUGGACCACUUGUGCGGUGGCUUAAAGUAAAUUUCAGCGAGGCAUUUAUUGCAUGGAUUCAUAUAAAAGCAUUAAGGGUUUUUGUCGAAUCUGUUUUAAGGUACGGCUUGCCGGUGAACUUCCAAGCAAUGCUCCUUCAGCCUAAUAAGAAAACAAUGAAGAAGCUUCGAGAAGUGCUACACGAGCUGUACAAACAUCUGGACAGCAGUGCGGCUGCUAUCAUUGACGCUCCUAUGGAUAUUCCUGGCCUAAACCUGAGUCAGCAAGAAUACUACCCCUAUGUGUAUUACAAGAUUGAUUGCAACUUGCUGGAAUUCAAGUAAAAAUGAGCUCCCAAUCAAUCCUGUCCUGUGUUGGUCUGUGCUCACAGAAUUAACUCUCAUGACUCUCACGCCCUUUGCUUGCUCCCUACCCUUUUCCCUCGGUGGAUUUUCUCAUGUGGUCCAUAUCUCAACAUUUGCUUUUUAAAGGAAAAACAAAUAUAUAUAUAUAUAUUGUUUCUUUAUAUUGAUCAGGUCUGUAAAUGUGUACUGAAAAAAAAUCAGAAUUUAUUUAUACAUAGAGUAGUUUAUUUAAAGAGGUAUUUUCCUCCUUGAUAUGGUAUGCAUAAUUCUGUGUGUUACUGUUGUGCACAGCCUUGUUUACAGGGAAUGUUGUAAACAUGCCUUUUGUUCACUGUGUUUAGUAGACAUUACUGUUCAGUAGCUACCAGGUCAUGAUGUAGCGCCAUGUGACAACAUGCAGGUGUGCACUUUCGGAAGGUCCCAACACUAUUUUGUCAGCACUGUUGACACCCACAGGACAGAAUAAAAGAACCUGUGCACGCUGUGCUGUGUGUGUGACUUAGAGGAUUUCUCCGCAGUGUGGGCUCGAUGGAGGUACAGUCUUAACUCACUGGGCUGCUUUCAGGAUUUUACUCCUGCCGAGGUGUGGACGUUUGUGUCUGACUUGCAUAUGAUUUAAUUGUGCCAAAUUUGGGUCAGAGCACAAAUCUGAAGGUUAUUUUUCCGACACAUGGCAAUAUUUAUAUUUGCACACUGGAUGCAUAGUUCUCCUAAAUAAGAAGUGGGGCCAGUUUUGAAUAAAGUGUAGCAAAACUA
Messenger RNA from Psammomys obesus (fat sand rat), 2135 nucleotides. It is a transcript of the gene Atp6v1c1, whose product is annotated as ATPase H+ transporting V1 subunit C1. The transcript has 13 exons. Gene Ontology annotation, cellular component: vacuolar proton-transporting V-type ATPase, V1 domain; lysosomal membrane. Gene Ontology annotation, biological process: proton transmembrane transport. Gene Ontology annotation, molecular function: proton-transporting ATPase activity, rotational mechanism. The record is from RefSeq and is a predicted model, not a curated record. The coding region runs from base 210 to 1358 and encodes 382 amino acids. Lineage: Eukaryota; Metazoa; Chordata; Mammalia; Rodentia; Muridae.